Molecule: messenger RNA, 1510 nt
Organism: Orbicella faveolata
Lineage: Eukaryota; Metazoa; Cnidaria; Anthozoa; Scleractinia; Merulinidae
Biological process (GO): negative regulation of endopeptidase activity; negative regulation of membrane protein ectodomain proteolysis
Cellular component (GO): extracellular matrix
Molecular function (GO): metalloendopeptidase inhibitor activity; protease binding
Source: RefSeq, a predicted model, not a curated record
UUAUCCGUUGCCUCAUUUAUAAAUGCCUACUCGCGCUAGUUGGUAGUGCGCUGCUUCUUGUUGAUUCUGUGCUCUAAACGUUACUGUGACGAUAAAGGAGCCAAUUGUGGCUAUAAAUGUUUAUUACCUACCAUGGAUAUAUAAUAUUUACUAAUUUGUGUUAAGAAUGUACUUUUAUAUGAUCGAAAAUUUUGUCUAAACCCAAACAUAAAAAUGAUUCUUGUUCAUUUUCACAGAAAAAUGUGGGCCUUGCGAGAUUGCUAUUAAACGAACCAGAGCUUACUGCACCAGUAAUUUUGGUGAGUCAAUUCAGUGUUAUUAUAUCUCAGUUUAACCAUUUCUAGUGGCAACUCAGCAAUUAAAGGAUCUCAGUACAAGGGGAAAGAUAUGUCAUUAUAAUCGGCGUCUUCUUUAGACGCGUUGUUGAAUUUCGUCAAUAAAAGGCGGGAAACAGUUUUUUUUUUUUUUUAAGAACGACUGGCCCAUAACUCUACGCGCACCGCGCACAACCGAGGGACGCCUGAGGACGAAAUAGGAUUCUUUAAGAAAAAAAAAUAAUGUAGAUCCACUUCUAAUGCAUUUUGUUGUUGUUGUUGUUGUUUUCUCUCAUUCUAUUGCAGUGAUUCAUGUCGAGAUCUUGUCGGAGGCUAUGAACGAAUUUAAUCACGACGCAAACUAUCGCGUCCGCUUAAUUCACACCUUCAAGUUGACAAGUGGAGUAACAACAGUAAGAAGUGUCUGGAUUCUAGGAAAUCAAUGUCACUGUCCUCUACUUCUCCCUGGGAAACAGUACCUCUUGAUGGGUCGGCUGGGAACGCGCGCGGGCUCAUCUGAGCCGAUAGCAGAGAUAAAUCGACAAAGUUACGUCGAAGUAUGGAAAGCAUCAAUGAUUCGUCGACUGCCAGCCUUAAUGAAAAGAUGUCCCUUGAAGACAACACAAUCUUCCUCGCUUGCAAGACAGACCACCGGGUUAACAACGGCCGCUGUUCCAUCAACAACGGGACCACGAACAUCAACAGAGAAGAUUUCAAGUCAAUUUCCCACCACCACACAACCAGCAUCAACACCACCAGUAAAGUGCCGCCGACCCUGCCGAAUAACAAAGAAACGAAACAAGAGCUACUGCGAAAGUGAUUUUGUUGUACGAGCAAGAAUAUUGCGAGCAUCGUUCAAUGAUAAUCAUCGAGAAAGAAAAUACCUGGUGAGGAUCAUUAAAGUGUUCAAAAGCAUUGUGGACCUCCAAGUACGGGAGAACAUUUUCGUGGUAAAUGAUGUUUGCCAGUGUCCGAAAUUGGAACUUCGAAAACAGUAUGUAAUCAUGGGAACAGUGGAGACUAUGUCCAUCACUGAUAUUCGGCUGGUAAUUCCCCCAAGACCGUUUGUUUGGAUGUGGAAAUCAAGGAUGGAAGCAGGACUUGCAUCAGUUUCCUGUGGUACCUGAAGAGACUCGAAUUUGAUCUGCAGAAAUAUUCAUUCGUAGGAGUAUAUGGUGGUGUAUUGUCUCUGCCCC